This is a messenger RNA of Phymastichus coffea, 898 nucleotides long. Its product is annotated as proteasome subunit alpha type-6-like. The record is from RefSeq and is a predicted model, not a curated record. The transcript is spliced from 5 exons. The coding region runs from base 41 to 781 and encodes 246 amino acids. NCBI's taxonomy places the organism in Eukaryota, Metazoa, Arthropoda, Insecta, Hymenoptera, Eulophidae. Gene Ontology annotation, cellular component: cytosol; nucleus; proteasome core complex. Gene Ontology annotation, biological process: ubiquitin-dependent protein catabolic process.
ACUCAGAGCAGAGACGAAGCGGCAUUCAUAUAUUAGCAACAUGGCGCGAGGUAGCAGCGCUGGUUUUGACAGGCAUAUCACUAUUUUUUCUCCGGAAGGCCGCCUUUAUCAAGUAGAAUAUGCCUUUAAGGCUAUCAAUCAGGGUGGCCUUACGUCGGUGGGUGUUAAAGGCGUCGAUACCGCCGUUUGCGCUACACAGAAGAAAGUGCCUGAUAAGCUCUUAGAUCCAGCUACUGUUACCCAUCUUUUUCCUAUCACAGAUCGCAUUGGUUGUCUCAUGACUGGAAUGAUUGCUGAUAGUCGAUCUCAAGUGCAGCGUGCUCGCUAUGAAGCUGCACAUUACAAAUAUAAAUAUGGAUAUGAAAUUCCAAUUGAUGUAUUGUGUAAAAGGAUAGCAGACAUCAAUCAAGUUUACACUCAAAAUGCUGAGAUGAGACCUCUUGGAUGCUCAAUGAUUCUUGUUGCUUAUGAUGAUGAGAAAGGUGCCUGCAUCUACAAAGCAGAUCCAGCUGGUUACUUCUGUGGCUAUAGAGCAGUUUCUGCAGGAUCAAAACAUACUGAGGCGAAUUCUUACUUGGAAAAGAAACUUAAAAAAAAACAAAACUAUGACUACGAUGAAACAGUUCAACUUGCUAUCACCUGUUUGUCAACAGUUUUGUCAGUUGAUUUUAAGCCUAGUGAGAUUGAAGUUGGUGUUGUUUCCAAGGAUAAUCCUAAAUUUAGAAUUCUACCAGAAAGCGAAAUUGAUAGACACUUAACUACUAUUGCUGAGAAAGACUAACGUGGAGAAUUUUUCAUUAAUAUUCAAAUGUACUGCAACGCAGACUUUUAUACACUCAUAAUUAGCACUUACUAUCAAAUAUAUUUUGUGUUGGAGUCUAAAUAAAACAUUUUUGAA